Podarcis raffonei (Aeolian wall lizard) is the source of this 1509-nucleotide messenger RNA. It is a transcript of the gene ARV1, whose product is annotated as ARV1 homolog, fatty acid homeostasis modulator. Bases 99 to 803 code for a protein of 234 amino acids. The transcript has 5 exons. Gene Ontology annotation, cellular component: cortical endoplasmic reticulum; Golgi apparatus. Lineage: Eukaryota; Metazoa; Chordata; Lepidosauria; Squamata; Lacertidae. The record is from RefSeq and is a predicted model, not a curated record. Gene Ontology annotation, biological process: sterol metabolic process; intracellular sterol transport; sphingolipid metabolic process.
CGCCUCUGCUCGCGGAACCCGGAAGUGAACGAGGCCGAGGAGAGGGGACGGCCGUUUCUGUGGCAACAGGAUCUUGCUGCUCAGGGCUACCGAAGGAGAUGGAAGAACCCGGAGCUUAUAGGUGCAUUGAGUGCAGUAGAAAGGCUCCUGAGCUGUACAAGGAUUACCAGCGUGGCGUGCUGCGUAUUUCUAUCUGCAAAUCCUGUCAGAAACCAGUGGACAAGUAUAUAGAAUAUGAUCCUGUUAUCAUCUUAAUUAAUGCUAUCUUAUGCAAAGCACAGGCUUAUAGACAUAUACUGUUCAAUACGAAGAUAAAUAUUCAUGGGAAGCUUUGCAUAUUCUGUUUGCUUUGUGAGGCUUAUAUCAGAUGGUUGCAGUUACAGGAUUCAAGCCAAAGCACUGAACCUGAUGAUUUAAUUAGAUAUGCCAAGGAAUGGGAUUUUUAUCGAAUGUUUGGGAUAGCAUCUCUGGAACAAACUGCCUUUUUGAUUGGCAUCUUCACUGCUUUGUGGCUAGCAAGAGCUGUAGUCCUGACAACCAAGGCAGAUUUCACCUUUCUUCUGAAAGCAUUGCUGCUAUCCAGCUAUGGAAAACUUCUGUUGAUUCCAGCUGUUAUUUGGGAACAUGACUAUACUUAUUUGUGCCUCUUGCUCAUUAAAGUGUUCGUCUUGACCUCAAACUUGCAAGCAAUUAGAGUUACCUUGAAUACAAGCCGAAAACUUUGUCUGGUGGCUAUUGUGAGUGGAUUAAUUUUUGAAAAUGCUAUCAUCAGCUUGUUCCAGAGGAUAGGAUGGAAUGUUUGAAGCAAUCUUGAUUUAGUUUGUUUUAGGUGGAAUUACUUGAAGAUAUAAAGGAAAUGAUGUUUUUUGAGUAAUUUAUUUUGCCACUGUUUACUACCUGUUUGUUAUAAAUGCAGUGGUAAAGAGACAAUGAACAUAAAGAAAAUGUUCCAUGCUGAAGAGGAGAUAGUAAUAUGAAGAGUGCAAUGAUGCACUGAUGGAAUGUAGUUAGUUCUAUAACGUACUUCAGUAUUUUUAUUUGUCAAAAUGUAUUGGACUGGUGGUACUGCUGUCCUAGAUAUUUAUGGAUCCAGUUUUGGUCCAUUUUUCUACUACACUGUUUAGUGUUUUGUAUUUUAAAAAAAGCCUGAUUAGUAGUUUCAUUAUGGGGGGGAGCAUAUGUGGAAAUGGAGACAAAAUGAUAUCCUAUGACACCUCGUCUGACCACCUUUUGAAAGCGGUUACAUCAGAAUGAACAGCAAACCAAUGACAUGGCAUACUGAUUGCAGUAAAGUUAAGGCUGAAAUCCUCUACCUACCUACGAGUAAGCCCCAUUAAAUUUGGUGGGGCUAACUUCUGAGUAGACAGGUAUAAGCCUGGAGCACUUGCUUCCUUUGCAAGGGCACUACUUUAAUAUUGCUGGCAGCUGCGCUACUUAUUUGAGGGAUAAUCACAUUUUAAAUUUGAUGUUGAUACAUACUCAAAUAAUAAAGAUGCUUUGUGGGCUUCA